AUGCCUUGGAGAUCGCUGCUUGUAGUAUCUUUCGUGCUGGUCUCUGUCACGGCAGAAGCUUCCUCCUUUCCUUCUGCCUUCAGAAUUGAGGUUGAUGGGAGGCUUUCGCUGGCGGAAAGGGGAGGAGGAAUUUUGUUGGGCGAACAAGCGGAUCAUCAGCUUGGUCUCGACUCGGCUCCGGAGAUUCGUGUCGCUGUGUCGGGUUCGGCGCUCACGGGCAACUGCAAGACAGGGCAGCCACUGGAUAUUUACAACCACGAAGUAACAACCGUCAAGAUAUUUAAAGAAGAUUAUUCCAGUAAGAACUUUACUCUCAUUUCAAGUGAUUUCUUCCUCGUGUACCUCGAAAUGUGUUCGAAGGUCUUACUCUUGGCUGGCCUUCGUAGAUCUGGGUUUACAUUGCAGUUUGAUCGGGUGAAGAUGACAGUCACGCCCUUACACCCCCGGCCUCCCAUUCGCCGUCUUCACAGCCCGAUAUUCUGUCCCGAGAGGUACGUUGACCUGCACUUCUCACCCAAGACGGCCUCAUCUUCCAUCGUCCUCGCUUUGAACCCACCGAAUUCCGAGGUCAAAGGUGAAUCCGUCAGUACAGGACCAAUAGAGAUGCUUUCUAAUGUUACUAGCGAGAGAGGGUUCCCUUCAGGCGAUGAGCUAGGGACCCCGUCUGACACCAAGCAUGCAGGGGACCUCGAUUCCGGUUCUGGCAAUGACACAACGACCUCGCCUGACACCAAGCAUGCAAGGGACCUCGAUUCCGGUUCUGGCAAUGGCACAACGACCUCGCAUGACACCAAGCAUGCAAGGGACCUCGAUUCCGGAUCUGGCAAUGGCACAGCGACCUCGACUGACACCAAGCAUGCAGUGACCCCUUCCGGGCCUGGCCAGGCCAGUGCCUCGCACGACACCUUAGACCCCAGACGACCUCGAUUCCCCGUCUGA
Penaeus monodon (black tiger shrimp) is the source of this 939-nucleotide messenger RNA. RefSeq lists its product as uncharacterized. Bases 1 to 939 code for a protein of 312 amino acids. The transcript has 4 exons. NCBI's taxonomy places the organism in Eukaryota, Metazoa, Arthropoda, Malacostraca, Decapoda, Penaeidae. The record is from RefSeq and is a predicted model, not a curated record.